AUGGCUCUACAGCCAGGAUUGGGCAAACAGCAACAGGUGCUUAGUAUCCUUCACGCCAACCCCCAACCGUUGGCUGCAUUUAUCAAGCAGCGGACUGCCAAGUAUGCCAACUCUAACCCACAACCUCUCCCUGGACAGUCUGGCAUUCCUCAGGGACAGCCAGGGCUGCAGCCACCUACCAUGCCUGGUCAGCAAGGUGUUCACUCCAACCCAGCCUUGCAGAGUAUGAAUCCUAUGCAGGUAGGUGUCCAGAGAGCUGGCCUUCCCCAGCAGCAGCCCCAGCAGCCGCUCCAGCCACCCAUGGGAGGAAUGAGUCCUCAAGCUCAGCAAAUGAACAUGAAUCACAACACCAUGCCUUCACAGUUCCGAGACAUCUUAAGACGUCAGAUGAUGCAACAGCAGGGAGCAGGGCCCGGAAUUGGCCCUGGAAUGGCCAACCACAACCAGUUCCAGCAGUCCCAAGGAGUUGGCUACCCACCCCAGCAGCAACAGCAGCAGCAUCACAUGCAACAGAUGCAGCAAGGGAAUAUGGGACAGAUGGGCCAGCUCCCCCAGGCUUUGGGGGCAGAGGCAGGAGCCAGUCUGCAGGCGUAUCAGCAGAGACUUCUUCAGCAACAGAUGGGAUCUCCUGCUCAGCCCAACCCAAUGAGUCCACAGCAGCAUAUGCUCCCAAAUCAGGCACAGUCCCCACACCUGCAAGGUCAGCAGAUCCCUAAUUCUCUCUCCAAUCAAGUGCGUUCUCCCCAGCCUGUCCCUUCUCCGCGACCACAGUCUCAGCCCCCCCAUUCCAGCCCAUCUCCGAGGAUGCAGCCUCAGCCCUCUCCACACCAUGUUUCUCCACAGACCAGUUCCCCACAUCCUGGGCUGGUAGCUGCCCAGGCUGCCAACCCCAUGGGACAAGGGCAUUUUGCCAGCCCAGACCAGAAUUCAAUUUCACAGCUCGCUACCAAUCCAGGCAUGGCAAACCUCCACGGUGCAAGCACCACGGACCUGAGACUGAGCACCGAUAGUGCAGACUUGAAUUCAAACCUCUCACAGAGUACACUAGACAGACACUAG
This is a messenger RNA of Chionomys nivalis (European snow vole), 1059 nucleotides long. RefSeq names its product histone acetyltransferase p300-like. The record is from RefSeq and is a predicted model, not a curated record. Bases 1 to 1059 code for a protein of 352 amino acids. Gene Ontology annotation, cellular component: nucleus; histone acetyltransferase complex. Gene Ontology annotation, biological process: regulation of DNA-templated transcription. NCBI's taxonomy places the organism in Eukaryota, Metazoa, Chordata, Mammalia, Rodentia, Cricetidae. The transcript is spliced from 2 exons. Gene Ontology annotation, molecular function: transcription coactivator activity; histone acetyltransferase activity.